AUGAAGUUUGGGGGGAAGGGGAUGAUCCAGCUGAUGGUAGAAGUGGAGGAUAGAGGGUUGCGAAAGAAGAGGAGGUGCGUAGACCACGCACUCACGGUGGGGAGAAUCAUCCAAGGUAGAAAGAGGGCGGAAAGCCGACGUACUGCUUUCUUCCUGGACGUGAAAAAGGCAUNAUCCAAGGCAUACGACACCGUGCGGAAAAAUGGGCUGUGGAAGCAAUUGUCCAAGUACGGGAUCAAGGGGAAAAUGUGGAGAGAGCUCAAGAAGACGAAAGAAUGUACGAAAAGCGCGGUCAUGCUAGACGGAGCACUGUCUAAGGUAUUCGACGGUGAACAGGGGGUACCACAAGGUUGCACGCUGUCCCCAACAUUGUUCCAGGUGUUGAUCAACGAUCUCUUGGAAGUCGUAGACGCAGUCCGGAAGCGAGUAAAAGUAGGGGACACGGAAACUUCGGUUUCGGGAAUGCUCUUUGCGGAUAUUUUUCUUGGUAUGUCGGACACCCCCGUGGGACUGCAACUGCAAAUCGACGCGGCGAAGAAGUCUUCUGUUAAGUGGAGAUUGUCUGCGGCCGUUAAGAAGAGUGCUGUCAUGGUAUGCAACGAGAAAAAGGAGGAACCAGUAGAAAAUAGAUGGAAGUGA
This is a messenger RNA of Ectocarpus sp. CCAP 1310/34, 639 nucleotides long. The record is from the annotation of a GenBank genome assembly. NCBI's taxonomy places the organism in Eukaryota, Phaeophyceae, Ectocarpales, Ectocarpaceae.